AUGUUGGUAGGCAUUGCAACACUGCUCUACUCGGCGGACUACCUGCCAGGAGCGUUCACGCUGGCGUUUCGCGUGCGUGAGCUCUUGGUUGAGUCACGCGAGCACCGCCUUGUACUUCUGGCCACACCGGAGGUACUUGACAACGUCUCCGAAGACGUACUGCGCGCCCUACACGAACUUUAUGACGAGGUUAUCCGCCUAGCGGGGGAUGAAUCGGCCAGCAAGACAGCUCUUGCACGCCACCGCACCAAUCUAGCGGCAUUGGGCCGCCCGGAGCUUGCGGACACGUUCCACAAGUUGCAGCUAUGGAAGCUCACGCAAUUCCGCAAGGUGCUCUACCUGGACUGCGACGCGUUCCCACUGCACUCAGGGUUUCUCGAAGCCGUAGACCAGGUGCCGGACCAGGCGCCUCGCCAGCUUGCCGCUGUACCCGACUGCGGCUGGCCCGACCUGUUCAAUAGCGGCGUCAUGGUACUAGUGCCCAGCCUUGCGGUGCACGGCGAGCUUGCUGCCCACGUCGAAACCGCACUUUCGAUCGACGGCGCAGAUCAGGGUCUGCUAAACCUGUUUUUUAACCGCGCCUGCCAUCGUGGCACCCUGCCCAACGAGUGGCGCACGCUCCCGUUCCUGUACAACGUCACCGUGCCGAACGCGGGCUACCAGGCCACGCCCGCGCUGGACUACUUCCGCCGGCGGAUCGCCGUGGUCCACUUUAUAGGCCACGAGAAGCCAUGGAUCUCGCGUGGCGUCUCAGACAGCUUCCGCGAGCUCUGGUGGCAAACCUACAAUCGUUUCCUGGCACGCCAUUUCUCAUGUCCCGCAUUCUCCACAGGCAAUGCAAGCGAGGGCCCCGAUGUGUCUGCUCCGCAAGCCGAUGGCACGCAGUCCUGGGCGCCCGCCCCGGAGUCGCGCCAAGCGGCGCGUGCCUUCGCAGCGCGCCCCGCUGCGCCCGCCCACGAUCCCUACUCUUCCGCGCCGGUCUGCGAGUCGCAUGCAGGGACACCGGUCUAUGAAUCGCAUGCAGGAGCACCGGCAUUUGAGUCGCAUUCCGGGGCACCGGCAUUUGAGUCGCAUUCUGGGGCGCCAGCCUAUGAGUCGCAUGCGGGGGCGCCAGCCGCCGAGCAACAGCCCCAGGCCUAUUCCCAGUCUUGGGCGCCGCUACCCAGCCCGCAGCCCCCCGCGCCGGCCCCCAAAACGCAUCUCUGGACGCCGAUGCAGGAGCCGCAACUCGCCGUGCCGAGCUGCCCCGAACCAUUGCCCUCGGCGCCAUGUGCCUGGGACGGGACCAAAGAGCCGCCCUCGAAGGACGCCCCGCCCGAGGCGUACAAGCUGGCACUCGUCGGUACCUACAGCUGGAGCACAGCCUCGCCGACCUUGGUCCCUGAGGAUGCGCUGUUGGCGGAGUCCGCCAGCCUCGGUUCGCCAUUCCACUCCUGCAAGUCCACUGACAAGCUACCGCUCUGCAAUCCGAGCCCCGGCCCUCCGCGGCCCGCGCCUGCCGCCGCCCCCAGGCCCCCGGGAAUCCACUUGCCAGCGCCGGCAGCGCCCGCACGCCCGCGCCCUGUCCGUUCUUCUCUGCAGCCUGCGCCUGAGCUCCUGCGUCCCGAGCCGCCCGCCGUGGCCCCCGCCGCUGCCAGCUCCAGUGCCGCACCGGCCCCGCCCGCCGCACCUGCGGCUGAUCCCGCGCCAACCGAGGCUCCAAGAGCUAGUCCCGCGCCUGCUGCCGCCGCUGCUCCGCCAUUGUUCCCCUGGGAGCGCUACAAACCCAAGUCAACCCGGGUUUUCCCGGAAUGA
Eremothecium gossypii ATCC 10895 is the source of this 1794-nucleotide messenger RNA. Its product is annotated as ACR254Cp. The transcript has a single exon. Gene Ontology annotation, molecular function: glycosyltransferase activity. Bases 1 to 1794 code for a protein of 597 amino acids. Gene Ontology annotation, cellular component: cytoplasm. Lineage: Eukaryota; Fungi; Ascomycota; Saccharomycetes; Saccharomycetales; Saccharomycetaceae. The record is from RefSeq and is marked provisional.